Caenorhabditis elegans is the source of this 1734-nucleotide messenger RNA. RefSeq names its product glucuronosyltransferase (gene ugt-28). The coding region runs from base 52 to 1665 and encodes 537 amino acids. Gene Ontology annotation, cellular component: membrane. Gene Ontology annotation, molecular function: glucuronosyltransferase activity; UDP-glycosyltransferase activity. The transcript has 6 exons. Lineage: Eukaryota; Metazoa; Nematoda; Chromadorea; Rhabditida; Rhabditidae. The record is from RefSeq and is marked reviewed.
CAUAAUAAAAAUGGUUGUUUUUCCUCUCAUUCUCCGUGCUUUAACUUCACAAUGUUACUCAAAUUUCUGAUAUUUUCCUCAUUUUUCUGCUCUACAAGUUCUCUGAAUAUUCUUGUCUACUCUCCUGCAUUUGCAGCCAGUCACAGUAAUUUUUUGGGGAAGCUGGCGGAUACAUUGACCGAACGAGGACAUAAUGUGACAUACUUGAUGCCAGUUGUAGAUCCCGAAAAACGAGAUGAAUGUAUCGGAGUCAAAUUGACAAAAGAUUUGGUUAUCGUGGAACCUGAUGAAGAAAUGAUGUCAUUUAAGAAGGGAAGUACACCGAAUGGGGAGAUUAUGGAACUUUUUUGGAAAUCUGAAAUGGAUUCUUCUAAUUCUAGAGAUAUGUUCUCGUUUUUCAAUUCCGACAUGAAACUUGCCUGUCGUAACUUUCAUAAGCGUCGGGACAUUUUCGAACAAAUGAAAUCUCGCAACUUUGACGUUGCAAUUCUCGAGCCUGUUACCAUCUGUGGACUUGGAUUCGUGAAAGCUCUUGGAAUCGAAAAAACAAUUUUGGCAUCUUCAAGUACUUUUUAUGAUGCAGUUAUGGAUUAUAUUGGAGAACCAUUAGAUUAUAGUUAUGUACCAUCUGGAUUCAGUGUCACUGGAGAUGUGAUGACUAUGGCUGAGAGAUAUGAAAAUUGGAUGGUUGUUAAGGAAAUCAAUAUCGCUCUACAUGACAUGUUCGAUGGCGAGAUGAAAAGUUAUCGUGAAUUUCUUGGAGAAGAUCUUCCAAAUUGGCGGGAACUUCUCUCAUCUGCUUCAAUUUUCUUUGUCAACGCCAAUCCAUUUCUGGAUUUUCCACGUGCAGUUCUUCAGAAAACUGUUCCAAUUGGAGGAAUUUCAAUUAAUUUGAAAUGGAUUAAAGAGCAAAAACUGACUAAAGAUUGGGAGGAUAUUUUGGAAAAGAGGACGAAAACGGUCCUAAUCUCAUUCGGGUCAAUGGUCAAGUCUGCGUAUAUGCCGAAGAUAUGGAGAAACGGCCUGCUCGAAGUGAUCAAAUCAAUGCCAGAUGUCACAUUCAUUUUCAAAUAUGAAUCCGAUGAAGUCUCGUUUGCUGAUGGAAUUUCGAAUAUUCACUUUUCAAAAUGGGUACCUCAAACAGCUCUUCUCAAUGACCCUCGACUUUCCGCUUUUGUAACUCAUGGAGGACUUGGAAGUACAAUGGAAUUGGCUUACAGUGGAAAACCAGGAGUUGUUAUUCCAGUAUUUGCUGAUCAAAUUCGAAAUGCUCGGAUGAUUGCUAGACAUAACGGUGUCAUUUAUCUGCAUAAGAAUUCAAUGGAAAAUGUAAAAGUAACUCGGAAAGCACUCACAGAUGUUCUUUAUGAUGAGAGUUACAAGAAAAAUGCAGAGAAAUUGACGGAUAUCUUGAUGAAUCAGCCAUACAGUCCCAUGGAAAAUGUUAUCAAAUACACGGAAUUUGUUGGAGAACAUGGCCCAUUCCCUAACACUGAUCCAUAUGGUCGUCAUCUCAAUUACUUCCAGAAAACAUUCUUUGAUAUUUAUGCUCUUUUCGCAUUGUUUUAUAUUUCUGUAGGUACAAUUAUUGCAAUUAGUAUUAGAUUUAUUUAUCAGAAAGCUAGAAAAUAUUUCACAUUGGAAAAAUCUAAGAAAACUGAAUAGAACUGGUAUUGUUUGCAUUUCAUUUGAUUGUUCAAUUUACGGAUCUCUAAAUAAAUUCCUCUGAUUUUC